Messenger RNA from Stegastes partitus (bicolor damselfish), 1013 nucleotides. RefSeq names its product mitochondrial transcription rescue factor 1 (gene mtres1). Lineage: Eukaryota; Metazoa; Chordata; Actinopteri; Pomacentridae. Gene Ontology annotation, biological process: regulation of mitochondrial transcription. The coding region runs from base 87 to 770 and encodes 227 amino acids. Gene Ontology annotation, molecular function: RNA binding. The transcript has 4 exons. The record is from RefSeq and is a predicted model, not a curated record. Gene Ontology annotation, cellular component: mitochondrion.
ACAACUACCACGACCAGAGGAGCGAAGAAACGCUGUGACAACAGGCAAGGAAAGGUUACUCCAUAGUGACUGGUUGGAGCUCCAAUAUGCAGAGCUUGGUAGUGCAGGCACUUGCCAUGAGGCAGCUGGGAAGGCUGAACGCUCACCACCUGUUGGCUGCUGGAUACGGACUGAGACAGACCGAGUGGUGUCCCAGGACCAUUCAUACACGUCAGCUGUGGGGCUGCUCGGCUUUCCCUGCACUUGGCUGCCACAGACCGGCUCUCCGCUGCAGAGACGCUGUCAGGAGCUGGUCUGUUCAUCAUCUGAGGUUUAAAAGCAACAAGAAGAAAGGUGCUGCUAAAUCAAAACAGGAGGAGGAGGAGGAAGAGGAGGAGGAGGAGGAUGAAGAAGACCCAGAGGCCAGUGAUUCUGAAGAUGUGGACCAACCAAAGGAUUAUAAGGACAUGGAGAAACAUGUGCAGUCUUUCCGCUAUGAUGUUGUCAUGAAAGCUGGCUUGGACAUAGCACGCAAUAAAAUUGAGGAUGCCUUCUACAACGACAACCUCAGAUUAAAUGGAAAGAAACUCAUCAAGAAAGGCAAAAUAGUCAAAGUUGGGGACACAUUGGACCUGGUGGUGUCACAGAACCAAGAAACAAACACUGUUACCUUGAUGAGAGUCAUCCUCCAAAGAGUUUUGGGUGAAUCCAGUAAAACAGAAAAGUUCAAAGUAUCCAUAAGGCGCUGGAAGGUUCUUGAGCUUCCCAAGGGUGAGGCCUUUAAGCCAUGAACUUGCGGAGGACAAUACUGACUGUAAUGUGACAGAGAAAUGAAUGCUGACAAAUGACUGGCAUUUGAAUGGUUCCCAAUAAGUUGGAUUCAGAAUGGAUUACAAAAGGUGUAAUGCUGAGGUAACAGUUCUCAGUGGUUGCAUACAUCAAGCAGUUGAUUGGGAGAAUCACUUUUACUGUGUACCUUUCUCCUCUAUACUGUGAGUGCCCACCAAUAAAGGUGCAAUUUAACAUUUUGAAAA